Messenger RNA from Symbiodinium sp. CCMP2592, 2085 nucleotides. The record is from the annotation of a GenBank genome assembly. NCBI's taxonomy places the organism in Eukaryota, Dinophyceae, Suessiales, Symbiodiniaceae.
AUGUCGAGCUUGAGUCCGGAGAACAUCGAGACCAUCUGUGGAUUCCUAACGAAGGCAGAGGAAGGCUCCAUUGUCCAGGCCAUCACGGGUUUGCACGACUAUCUGUUGAACGAGAAACUGGCCUUCAAGCUGAGGGUUCAGUCUGACAUGAUCGGUGUGCAUUUCCACAACAGAGACGGAAUCGGAUGCUCAGCGACUCAUGUGGGGGAGCUCAUCUCCAGCAUUGCUGCGAUAGGUUUUGUAGAAAAGGAGGUGAAGGCGAUCUGUAUCGAAGUGCCCUCGGACCAUCGAGGCGACCAAGUGAGGCAAUUUAAUGAAAGGCUCGUCGCAGAGGCUGCCGGCAAGCUGGCACCUGUGUCAGGGCAAGCCUUGCGUUAUGCAUCCAUCGUUGGUAGUCAUACCAAUCAGACUUUCCGUGCCUUUAAAGCGGGCCUGGAACACAGCGACCCAAAGGUGACGGUGGAUGGCCGGCUCUCCAUGCCAAAGCUAGCCACAGUGGACCCGGAGUGGCACAGAUGCAUUGAGCAGGGCGUCGAGUGGCUCGUGAUCUCCCACUCCGUCACGGAGCACUUCCCCAACUACGCUGCUCUCGCACAAGCGGCAGGGAACACGGCGGGGCAAGUCGCCGCUGUAGAACACGAACUGCAGUUAGCUCGGAAAGUCAACUUGGCCAUCCAUGCCCACCUCGCUAAGAAUCCUGGUGCGACCACGGUUGCAUACCAGGACGUGGCAGGCGAGAUCCUUCGCUCUCGCCCGCCGUGCGGCUCUGCGCUUCCUGGUAUCUUCAUCUUCGUCCUGAAGUACGGAGGCGGUGUGAAGGAGGACUCCUACAUGAGCAUCACAGAGAGAUAUGUCAGGGCUCAUGGGGCUCCGAAUCGCGGCCUCGGAAACGACUUCUGGACAGGAUUGGCCACGGAAGUCAAGGGGAAGGAGCAGCACGUGUCGUGGAGACACUGGCUUUUGAAGCUGGCCUUCUCAGGCGCAGAGAAGUUCGUGUCCGGCAGUGAUUUGAAAAGGGCCUUCGGUCGAGACCUUCUGGGCAAAGUUGCCUCAGCUGAGCGCUCGUUGGCCGACUUCCUGCUGCUCCUGAAGUCCAUGCCCAUGUCCCCUGAGCUUGUUGCCACGACCGUCACCGAAAUCGAGAUGAGCAUGGCCGCCAUCAUCCUCGGCAAGCGGAAGUAUUGCAAGCACGGGAGCAUCGACGAGCUUCUUCAUGAACGAGCUCUCAGUUUCGGUUUGCCUUCAAAGUGGGCUCCCUCGGUGCCGAGUGCAGCAUCCAGCCCAGCAGCAAGUUCGAAGGAGGUUGCCGGAUCGUCGGCAGCCUACAUGUCCAGAGGGGCUCUGCGACUGUACGAUGGUGCGGGGAAUCUUGUCAACAAUGCGAGGGUCAUUGACAUGGGUUUCGCGGUUGGAAUGGACGUGGUCCGCAAAGCUGACGAUGCCCAGGAAAAGAUCAUUUCAAUCAGCCCGGACACUGUGGAGCUGGAGAUGUCGUCGGGCGUGCACACCGUGUCUGCCCAGAGUUUCGUGGACAACAAGUGGAAGAAACACACUCCGAAACAGGUCUUCAUAGCCAUGCAGGGUCAGUAUCAUGACUUCGUCAAGCACGAGAAAUCCUUCCAGAUUCUGGUCAAGCCGUCGAGGGAUGUGCAGGCCUUGAAAGCUUUUGCACACGGGACCUUGCGGCUACCGGUAGCAAGCACCCGCUUGGAUGUACGAGCAGCCAGUUCGAAGGCCGCAGGGGGUGCAGUGCAGCUGGGGUGCAUCAAGGGCUUUGGGUCCGAAGACAUGAUCCUGUAUGUCAUGCCGGUGGUGCAACUUCCCAAAGAUGGGUCGGGGGGCUUCCUGAACCCGUCGUGGGUGAUGCGGGUGUCCACGGAGCGCGAUGAGUGUAACUGUGAACUCGCUGGCCCCAAGGGCUCGGAAAAACAAUCUCUGAAGCCUGGCAGCUCCAAGUUCCUGCUUCCGUAUGUUCGCAACUUUAUCCGCAUCGACAAAGGCGAGAGUCUCGUGCUGCAUCGGCCAGAGCUGGCAAAGGCUGAGACAGUCGAGACCCUCGUGCUCAAGAAACAGAGGACCAGCUGA